This is a messenger RNA of Neltuma alba, 1086 nucleotides long. Its product is annotated as glycine-rich cell wall structural protein 1.0-like. Bases 23 to 1012 code for a protein of 329 amino acids. Lineage: Eukaryota; Viridiplantae; Streptophyta; Magnoliopsida; Fabales; Fabaceae. The transcript has 3 exons. The record is from RefSeq and is a predicted model, not a curated record.
UGUGGGAUUUCACCAUUUUCCCAUGGCAUCUUCUAAGCUUAUCAGUGUUGCUUUCUUCAUACUAUUGGGUUUGGGCAUUUGUGCUGCUGCGAGAUCACGCCUUGAUCUUGAGGCGGGUCUCAACUUGGGUGCCGGUGUUGUGCAUCAUGGUGGUGUGGUAGUCGGAGGUCAUGGUGGUGGUGGAGGCUCUGGCGGAGGCGGAGGAUACGGAGGCGUAGGAGAGCAUGGUGUAGGUGGCUAUGGAGGAGGCGCUGGAGGAGGUGAAGGAGGCGGUGCAGGAUAUGGUCCUGGAGGAGGAGGAGGAGCUGGUGGUGGAAGUGGAGGAGGAGGUGGUGGCGGUGCUGGAGCUGGCGGAUAUGGUGGGGGUGCUGGUAAAGGCGGCGGUGAAGGCUAUGGUGGAGGAGGAGCUCACGGGGGUGGCUAUGGAGGAGGAGGUGGUAGUGGUGGAGGUGGAGGCGGUGGUGCUGCUGGUGGUGGUUAUGGAGGUGGAGAAGGAGGUGGAGCUGGUGGCGGAUAUGGAGGGGAACAUGGAGGAGGAUAUGGAGGUGGGGGUGGAAGUGGAGGUGGUGGAGGAGGAGGUGCAGCUGGUGGAGGACACGGAGGGGGUUAUGGCAGUGGUGGAGGAUAUGGCGGAGGAGCUGCUGGUGGCGGUGGAGGCGGAUCUGGAGGUGGCGGUGGUGGGGGGUAUGGUGGUGGAGGUGCUCAUGGAGGUGGAUAUGGAGCUGGUGGUGGGAGAGGUGGCGGUGCUGGAGCUGGUGGAUAUGGUGGAGGAGGAUAUGGAGGUGGGGAAGGAAAUGGAGGUGGCGGAGGAGGUGGUGCAGCUGGUGGAGGACAUGGGGGCGGGUAUGGUAGUGGAGGAGGAGCCGGUGGAGGAGCUGCUGGUGGCGGGGGCGGGGGCGGCUCUGGAGGUGGCGGCGGUGGCGGGUAUGGUGGUGGAGGUGCUCAUGGAGGUGGAUAUGGAGGCGGCGGCGGAAGUGGUGAAGGAGGUGGCCACGGUGGAUAUUACCCCUGAUACUGGAUGAUAACAAUCGGGUCCAGAAAGAACAGCUCCUCUUGCUUGUACUGCUAAUAUAGCAAACUAUAUAU